Pectinophora gossypiella (pink bollworm) is the source of this 705-nucleotide messenger RNA. RefSeq names its product histone H2A. Lineage: Eukaryota; Metazoa; Arthropoda; Insecta; Lepidoptera; Gelechiidae. Gene Ontology annotation, cellular component: nucleosome. The record is from RefSeq and is a predicted model, not a curated record. Bases 1 to 375 code for a protein of 124 amino acids. The transcript has a single exon. Gene Ontology annotation, molecular function: structural constituent of chromatin; protein heterodimerization activity; DNA binding.
AUGUCCGGUCGCGGCAAAGGUGGUAAAGUAAAGGGCAAGGUCAAGUCCCGUUCCAACCGUGCCGGUCUACAGUUCCCCGUGGGUCGUAUUCACAGGCUGCUCCGCAAGGGAAAUUACGCCGAGCGCGUCGGUGCCGGUGCUCCGGUGUAUCUCGCCGCCGUGAUGGAAUACCUGGCCGCCGAAGUUCUCGAGUUGGCCGGUAACGCCGCACGCGACAACAAGAAGACCAGAAUCAUACCGAGACACUUGCAGCUGGCGAUCAGGAAUGACGAGGAGUUGAACAAGCUCCUGUCUGGCGUUACCAUCGCCCAGGGUGGUGUGCUGCCCAACAUCCAAGCGGUGCUCCUUCCCAAGAAGACCGAGAAGAAGGCUUAAGCGCGUCCGAACCAACCUCGAAGCGGCCCUCUCCCUCUCUCUAUCUACUACGACGACGACGAGGGGACGGGACCCCAACGUUAAAAAGGCCCUUUUCAGGGCCACAAAAUUGUUCAAUAAUCAUAAAAAAGUUUCUAACGGUUAAAACAAUCGUCGAUAUAUGUGUACUUUUGACAUAAUAUUAAUAAUUACAUAACUUACAUACAUACAUAUUAGCAAGCAAUUACGAUAUUAGUGCAAUAUUAUUAUUAUAAAACCUAAUAAUUAUUAUGGUGAAUAAAUAACAUGUCAUCACGUACACGUAUGUACCAACGAACCCCGAAAAGGGGU